Messenger RNA from Nerophis ophidion (straightnose pipefish), 5007 nucleotides. It is a transcript of the gene styk1a, whose product is annotated as serine/threonine/tyrosine kinase 1a. Gene Ontology annotation, molecular function: ATP binding; transmembrane receptor protein tyrosine kinase activity. NCBI's taxonomy places the organism in Eukaryota, Metazoa, Chordata, Actinopteri, Syngnathiformes, Syngnathidae. The coding region runs from base 3009 to 4313 and encodes 434 amino acids. The transcript has 10 exons. Gene Ontology annotation, cellular component: signaling receptor complex. Gene Ontology annotation, biological process: cell surface receptor protein tyrosine kinase signaling pathway; protein phosphorylation; multicellular organism development. The record is from RefSeq and is a predicted model, not a curated record.
GGCCAACAACUCAACAAAUUCCAGUGACACAUGUGCAACUGGCGACAACCUGUGCAGUGCAUGUCUUUGGAAGUGGGAGGAAGCCGGAGUACCCGGAGGGAACCCACGCAUUCACGGGGAGAACAUGCAAACUCCACACAGAAAGAUCCCGAGCCUGGAUUUGAACCCAGGACUACAGGAACUUCGUAUUGUGAGGCAGAUGCACUAAUCCCUCUGCCACCGUGAAGCCCGUCCUAGAAUCCCUCCACACAUAAUACAACUUUGCUGUUUUUGCUCCGUCCUCUGCUGAUUUUGUUUGGGUUUUUUAAAGGCGCAAAAGAGCGUGCUGACACACCUGCGCUAUUGACACCAAGCUCUCCGACCAGCUCCACCUGGUUGACUCCCACCAGCUGGGCAGCGUGUUCUUGCCGCUGCACAACCUUAAUAAAGCUCCCUUGAUUUAAUUUUGUCCUAUGUUCAAUCUAUCCAAUAUCCGGUGAGGUGUCGGGGCGUUAUUUGGUGGUUAAAUAUGCCUGUCAACAUGUGCUUUUUCUAGACAAUUAACUACUAAACUAGAAAAACACUCAUAGAGUGCGAACCUGCGCCAAGACAUCUCUGAUGAACAGCAUAUACCAUAAGCCAACAGAGGUCAGCAGAAGACCACAGAUCAGAUCAUCUGUUUCCUCUGCAAAAUAAGAAUAAAUAACACUUUUAUUGUGGUCAUUUUUAGCAUUAUUUUACAUUGAAGAAAACAAACCAAAACAAAAUCGUUAUAAACCUUGAUUAACCUAAAAUGCAUGGACGGUUGUUUGUCCAAGCCAGGCCUGGACAAAUGAUUUGAUUUUGUCCUAUGUUCAAUCUAUCCAAUAUCCGGUGAGGUGUUGGGGCUUUAUGUGGUGGUUAAAUAUGCCUGUCAACAUGUGCUUUUUCUACACCAUUAAUUACUAAAUUACAAAAACACUCAGAGAGUGCAAACCUGCGCCAAGGCAUCCCUGAUAAACAGCAUAUACCAUCAGCCAACAGAGGUCAGCAGAAGACCACAAAUCAGAUCAUCUGUUUCCUCUGCACAAUAAGAAUAAAUGACACUUUUAUUGUGGUCAUUUUUAGCAUUAUUUUACAUUGAAGAAAACAAACCAAAACAAAAUCGUUAUAAACCUUGAUUAACCUAAAAUGCAUACAUGGUUGUUUGUCCAAGCCAGGCCUGGGCAAUUAUUUUGACUCAGGGGCCCAAAUUUUGAGAAAAUAAUGUGUCCGGGGGCCGGUAUAUCUAUUUUUAGGACACAACCUCACAAUAAUGUCUGAUUGAGUGCUAAAAACAAUAUUGACGGAAUGGAAUUUGAAAUAUUUUUACUGAUUGAGACACCCAGAAUGUACAUGAAAAUAAAAAAUGUGGGAUUACGGUAACUAUGCACGAUAAAAGACCGACUAUUGACAACAUAUGAACGUCACACCCCCUCUCGGUCGACAUAUUUUACAAUCAAGCAAAACGCAACAAAAAUGAAACAAACUAAGCGAAAUAGGAACGCUAAGGGUAAAAAAUAUACCCACCUCCGCUCUGAUAUAUCUGAUGUAUCACUAAACUUUAGAACUUUGUUGUAAAGAUCUCCUUCCGUGUCUGUCCAUGACACACGGUGGCAAAAAUUACCUCCAACAAUAAGUGCUUUGACAAGCUCAUUUAGGAAUAAUAAAAACUACAAAAGCACUUGUUCCAGGACCUAUUUCAGACAUUUUCUGAAAAUGUGAUCAAAGAAAUGCACCUGGGGAAAGGUUGAUUAGCAACACUAAAUGGUCCUUAGUGUGUGAAUGUGAGUGUGAAUGUUGUCUGUCUAUCUGUGUUGGCCCUGUGAUGACGUGGCAACUUCUCCAGGGUGUACCCUGCCUUCCGCCCGAAUGCAGCUGACAUAGGUGCCAGCAUCCCCCACAACCCCAAAAGGGACAAGCGGUAGAAAAUGCAUGGAUGAUCAAAAUGUGUUCCUACUAUGCUGCUAAGUAACAUACACACCCUGGCAUUUUGGGAGGAAAAAACAGCAAUUCAACAAUGGCAGCGUUAUUUGAUAUCCAAGGUGGCAUUUAGAAAGGUAUUUAUGUUGCUAACUCACAGACAAACAAAGUAAACAAAUACAUAACCUCAUUUAAGAAGGUAUAAUUGAACUUCUAGAAAAACUUGUUCUAUGCCACUCCUUCUUUGUCUCAUUUUGUCCACCAAACUUUUUAUGCUGUGCGUGGAUACACAAAGUGCUAAUCCGGCAUAUUUUGUCACUGCAUGACUGCAAGGUAAUCGAUGCUAACAUGCUAUUUUGGCUAUCUGUAUGUACAUAUUGCAUCAUAAUGUCUCGUUUGUAGGUAUAUUUAAGAUGAUUUUAUGUAUUUAAUUUACAUUUGCAUGUUUCAUUACAUAUUUUCUGUAAGUAAUAUUGACUGCAUUUCUGAUAGUUGUUUGAGUCCCGUUAUAAUCCACAGCAAACGUUACCCAGAUUGUAAAAAAAUCCAUCACAAGAAGACAGCCUGCCGUUUCCUUUAACUUGGACAAAUACAUCUUUACCAUGCUAAGACAGCAAUUUCCAGGAGUUAUCUCAGCCUCUGAGGAGCCUCGUUUUUACUAAUGUUUUCCAAUGUUGUAGAAAAUAUGUAAUAUAAAUAUUGAAAUAGUCAACGCAGAUUGGUGUCAGCCUGAGUCAUUUUGAUAGUAGGCUAAUAUAGACACUUACAUCAUGUGUUGCCUUCUUUAUAACGCUUAUAUGAGGCUUUUAUUUUUUUGCGGCUCCAGACACUUUUAACAUUUUGGGUUCCGGACCCCUGGUUUAGUUAGUUGUUUAGAGUUCAGGGCUGUGUUUCGAUCAGUACACUUCCACACUGACACCUGGCUUUCUGAGUGUGUAAGUGCAUUCACAUUGGCAAGUACAGCAAAAUGCAGUACCUGGAUUAUGUUGUACUCAAGAGAGGAACUAACUGGAGGGUUUGCAAACCACACUUAUAAAGGAGAGAAGGAAAAUAAGUGUGCAAUGGCAUAUUGGAUUUAGGACAGCACCAUGCUGUUAUGUUUGUUGCUGUCUGGAACUAAGUAUGGACAGCACGGUGAUACAGGGGUUAGUGCAUGUGCCUCAUUUACAAAUGUCCUGAGUUCAAUCCCAGUCGUCCGGACUGAACAGCAGGCGGUGAUUAUUGUACCGACGUUGCUUCUCUUGUUCACGCUGAUCACAGUGCUGUUCAUGAUUGUGCACUCCUACCUCUCCCGUAACCGGACCAGAACCACAGUCCCGGCCCGCUACAGCAGCUCGGUGCGCAGACCAGAACGCCGCCUGCAGGGCAUUGAUGCGCCCCCUGGUAUUGAUCCACUGGAGCAUGAGGAGCUUCCCAUGGCAGUCCAUAAAGCCCAGCAGCGCUCCCGUAAAGCAGUACCACAGGUGACCACAGGGGGGCGUAUUGGUUCCUUCCAGCAGGUCACCGUGCUGCCCCAGACGCUGUACAUCAAAACCAAUGAGAUGGUGGGUAUCUACAAGGCCCGCAUGGACAACAGGAACGUGGUGCUGAGGGCGCUCAAAGACACGGCAAACAGCGACGAGAGGCAACGCUUUCUGGAUUUUGCCUCCUUUGUGUCAGGGCUCGGGCGUCACCCCUUCAUCCCCGCUCUUUUGGGGGUCAUUACCGCCUCUUCGCCCCCUGUGAUGGUGAUGGAGGAACUGCGCCACCGAGACCUGCUGGGCUUCCUGUGGAGAUGCAGACGGGGUGAGUCGGCAUGUGACAUGACGGAGAGGACAGUCUUCACCAUGGCAACACAAGUGGCUUCUGCUCUGGAGUAUCUGCACGGUCAGCGAUGCGUUCAUGGCAACGUGGCAGCGCGAAGCGUGCUGGUGGGCGGCGACCUGACGGCCAAGCUGUGGGGUUUAGGCUCCGCCUACCACCGGCAAGCCCAGGUUAAUGUGGGCGGGGCCACGGAGCUGAUGAAGUGGCAGUCGCCGGAAGUGUUGACGCGUAGAGCGUUCAUUGCCAGCAGCGACGUGUGGUCCUUUGGGACGCUGCUCUAUGAAAUGGUCACGUUAGGUGAUCCACCGUUUGCCGAGCUGCCGACUACAGAGCUCCUGCAGCAGCUCCAGAGAGGGAGACGCCUCAAACGUCCGCCCAGCUGCUCCGGCUCGCUCUUCGCCAUCAUCACGUCGUGCUGCCAUUGGAGCCCCCAGCGGCGCGUCUCCGUGGCGACACUCGUCGAGAAGCUCCAGGCGGGGCAGAGGUCGGCCAACGGGAGGACGGUCAUCCGAGUGUCCGAGCCCCUGGACACGGGGAAGUACCUGCGGGAGGCCGGAUACGGCGAGGCCUACAACUACGCUGUGCUGUGAUCGUCUGACAGUUUUAGACACUUUUAUACUUGUACAUAGUGUGGAUAGAAGAGGAAGAUCUCAUAGCAGACUUUGACUGUAUAUGAAAUCCUAAAUAUAUUUAUUUAUCAUUAACUGUAGAAAAUGGCAAAAUGUCACGGGAGGUCGAGGAGCUUCGGGAAUGAAAGCGUCACACUUUUUGUUUAGGUUCUUUUUUUAGCCCUACGCACCCUCCGCCCCCUGCUACCUCGCCCCCGUACACAUUCCUCACAUUCCCCCCGCCACUUUGGGGAGAAUGCUUCCAGGCUGACGUAUCCGGUCUGUGGGUGGCUGAGGAAGUGAUGAAACCGCUUGUAGACAGAAGCCCCGCCCCUAUUUGUGGCCUUCAGAAACGUUUGCUAUCAGCACGCAGCACCUCUGCAGUCGGAUGGGCUUAACGGCCGCAUAAUUCUCCAGAAGCCGGAAACCAGAAUGCUUCUCGAGAAACGCCGAACUGUCAUUUUUUUUGGCACUUUGACUCAUGUGGCCGAGGGACCUGGGACAAUGACGCACUCUUAAUGACAAAAGCACACCUCCGCCAAGGCAGCACAUUGAUUACCUCGCUCAUAAACACUUUAUAACGGGACUGUCUGUGUAAGGAGAUUUUCUGUACAAUAGAUUGGAUUGUCUGCCAGAGAAUAAAAAGACAUAGCAUGUGAUAAUGUAAAACAUUUAA